AUGGUGGACCUGAUGGCUCGCUCCCUCCAGCGCGUGGGCAUCCGCAGGGCGCUGGUGGUGCACUCCAAGGGGCUCGAUGAGAUCUCCCCCAUGGGUAUGUCAGUCCUCCCCUCAACAUGGAUAGUCACUCUCCCCCAUGGGUCAGUCUCUCUUCCCCAUGGGUCAGUCACUCUCCCCCAUGAGUCACUCUCCCCCAUAGGCCCGGCAGACGUGACACAAGACUCUGUUCGCCCCUUCGGGGUCAUACAUUCCUUCUCCUCCCCCUGUAGACUCUCACCCGCGCCCGUGGCAGUGGACUACGGCAUAGCGCGGUGCACAAUAGAGGACCUCAAGGGCGGGGUCAAGGCACUCAACGCGCAGCAGGUGGCCAUCGCUGAUGCUCUUCCCCUGGUACUCCCGCACCUCCUCUCUUCCUUCCUUCUCUCCCUGCAGGUGCUGAAUGCAGGCACGGGGCUGGCAGCGUGUGGGGUGGCAAAAGAUGUGGGCGAGGGCAUAGCCAUGGCUCAGGAGGCGCAGCGCAGUGGCAAAGCUAUCAGCGUGCUUGACCAAUGGGCUGCACUCUCUCAGCCCAGUCUUGUUCCCUCCACCCCCCUUCUUCCCCACAUGUCGUUUUCCUGCCUUUCCCUCUUCCUCUCCACGUCUCUGCAUCUUGCUGCCCCACUAUCAACCUUCAAUGCUUGGUUUUUUCGGUUCCUAUCUACACCUUUUCUCUAUCAAACAGGAGCUCAAGAAGGCUGA
Molecule: messenger RNA, 738 nt
Organism: Closterium sp. NIES-65
Lineage: Eukaryota; Viridiplantae; Streptophyta; Zygnematophyceae; Desmidiales; Closteriaceae
Source: the annotation of a GenBank genome assembly